Blepharisma stoltei is the source of this 1856-nucleotide messenger RNA. NCBI's taxonomy places the organism in Eukaryota, Ciliophora, Heterotrichea, Heterotrichida, Blepharismidae. The record is from the annotation of a GenBank genome assembly.
AUGGCAUCGCCUUAUCUGACAUCUGAUGGAGCAAGACACCUCCAGAAGUACACCUACACUGGUACAGAUAACUCUAUUUUUUAUAGUUUGAUAUUAUCACCACUAUCAAAUGCUUUAAUCCAAGGAACACCUACAUGGAUAUCGUAAUUUUUAUGUAGCCCUAACAUGGUACUGGUUAUCUAGAUUACAAUGCUAGGCGUGAAUGCAUUAUUAUUCUUCACAACAGAAAUCUCCCUAAAAUAAAAAAAUAAUUAUCAAUUUUUAUGUCAAAAAAAAGAAUUUGCUAUUAAAACCAAUAGGAUUAAUCUUUAUAAAGUAAAAUAUUAAUUUACGUCUCCACCUCCCUUCAUUGUGGGUCAAGCUUAUCAUGCCGACUUCCAGACUCAGUCUCAUUGAUCUGCACAAUGCUCUAUUUCGCAUGGGUUGUAUUUGAUAACAUGGACGGCAAGCAAGCAAGAAGGACUCAGUCAUCAACUCCAUUAGGACUCAUUUAUGACCGUCAGUCAGAUGCUAUAGAAGCUACUGUUAUGUCGACUUUCUUUGGAAUCCUCUCACUCUAUGGAAACUCGCCAUAUACAAUUGCCAUAUGGACCAUUGCAAUGAUAGGAUGCUAUUUUGAGAACUGGGAAGCCUGCUAUACUGGUUCAUAUAGUUCUUCAAGCAACAAGCCACUUUUUAUUGGAAUUCUUGCAUUAACCUGUGCUAUGUUUAGCCCUGAAUUCUUUACGACAACUAUGGUACUACAGACCGAAAUUCGCGCUUUAGCCCUUUGUGUUUUUUGCAGCUGGGUAACUAUAGAAGUCUCAAUCAGGUAAAAACUACACAGAAUCUUCAACGUUCUUAUGAAAUCUGAUAAAAAAACUGACGCUUUCAUGAGUUUAGGCUCCUUAUUUUACCUAAUCUUCUGUGUAGCCGUCAUCUUUGUGUUUUCUCCUUCAGGGCUAGCCUAUACUGGCACAAGAGAAGUCAUUUUAUUUUACUCCGCCCCAUCCUUGAUCAAACGACUCGCCGUCGUUCGAUCAAGGAUAGGGGUUAAAAAAAAUUUUUUGUGGGAUAAAAAUUUAUAUAUAAAAUAAAUAAAAUAUAUAUAUAUAUAUAUAUUUUUUUAUUUACUUUUAAAUAAGAGGGUUAAAAGUAUUUAAUAAUUAUUUUUACAGCAAAGAAUCGAAUUAAUUUCAUAAGAAUACCAAUUUUUAAUAUUUUGAUUUUUUGGUUACCUCUUUAAAUUGUAUAAAAUUUUAAUUUGUUUCUUAUUAAAUUAAAAUUUUUAAUUUUAAAGAAUCUCUAUUUUUUAGAUUAUUGAGUUUUUAAUCCUAUGUUGAUGACUAAAUCACUUCGGAUGGUUGAUUUCGUAGCUUCCUUAAGUCUCAAGCCUCUGACAACAACUUCAUUAUGCACAUCUUCCCAAGCUUUUGAUAACUAAUAUAUUUUUAUAUAUUUAAAAAUUUGCAUGAUAUGAAAAUCGUUCGAUCAAGAAUGGGGGUUAAUUUUUCCCAAUUUUAGGAAUUUUUACAGUCAAUCGUUCGAUCAAGAUUGGUGGGGGGGAGUUAGGGUUUAUUUUUGCUAGAGAAAUGGGAUUUUUCCAGAUAGCUCAUAUAAGUGAUACAGAAUAUGAGCCUUUGAACACCCCAAAUUUCGCAUUGCUUUCUUUUUUUAUGUUUAAUACAUCAUGUCAUGCGUGGGGAUUCCCAUUGUUUGAUGAGUAUAAUUUACUAUUGGUUUUGACAAUUUUGGCAGGCCUAAGCUACAUUCAUUUUAUAUACUCAGUUACACAUGAAAUUACGAAAGAGCUGAAUAUCCCAAUUCUUACAAAUUUGCGUAAGUUUUAUGUAGAGAGAAAAGUUCAGUCAGUUUAA